Mercurialis annua (annual mercury) is the source of this 5755-nucleotide messenger RNA. RefSeq names its product clathrin heavy chain 1. Gene Ontology annotation, biological process: receptor-mediated endocytosis; intracellular protein transport. Gene Ontology annotation, cellular component: chloroplast; clathrin complex; clathrin coat of coated pit. Gene Ontology annotation, molecular function: clathrin light chain binding; structural molecule activity. Bases 255 to 5369 code for a protein of 1704 amino acids. The transcript is spliced from 30 exons. The record is from RefSeq and is a predicted model, not a curated record. Lineage: Eukaryota; Viridiplantae; Streptophyta; Magnoliopsida; Malpighiales; Euphorbiaceae.
UUUUUCUCCGAAAUAAAAACAUAAACAUUCUCUCGUCGUUAUUCAUUACUCUUCAUCUUCCUCACCCCUCACUUUUCUCAGAUCCUUUUAAUUUUAAUUUUAAUUUCUAGGGUUUAAAUCGAUGCUCUAGAUCUCUCUCCCCGUAGCUGCCACUGCUCAGUUUGACUUUUCCGUUUCCAAUCGACGGUUCAGAUUCCACCACAGAUCUGGUUACUUCCACUUUUUGAGCCGUCGAUCCUUCCAAAUCUCUCACCAUGGCGGCCGCCAACGCUCCGAUCACCAUGAAAGAAGUUUUAACUUUGCCUAGCAUUGGGAUCAAUCCACAGUUUAUAACUUUUACCAAUGUGACAAUGGAGUCUGAUAAGUAUAUAUGUGUGAGAGAAACGGCGCCGCAGAAUAGUGUUGUCAUUUGUGACAUGAAUAUGCCAAUGCAGCCGUUGAGACGACCUAUUACUGCUGAUUCCGCUCUCAUGAAUCCUAAUUCUAGAAUCCUUGCUUUGAAAGCUCAACUACCCGGAACCACUCAGGAUCACCUACAGAUAUUUAACAUUGAAAUGAAAGCAAAAAUGAAAUCCCACCAGAUGCCUGAGCAGGUUGUCUUUUGGAAGUGGAUAAGCCCAAAAAUGUUGGGCCUUGUCACCCAGACAUCCGUAUAUCACUGGUCAAUUGAAGGGGAUUCUGAACCUGUAAAGAUGUUUGAGAGAACAGCUAAUUUGGUGAACAAUCAGAUAAUUAACUAUAGAUGUGACCCUUCUGAGAAGUGGUUAGUUUUGAUUGGAAUAGCUCCUGGUUCACCUGAGAGGCAACAAUUAGUAAAAGGGAACAUGCAACUUUUCUCUGUCGAUCAGCAGCGCAGUCAAGCCCUUGAAGCUCAUGCUGCAGCUUUUGCUCAAUUCAAGGUUCCAGGAAAUGAGAACCCUUCGAUUCUUAUUUCGUUUGCCACUAAAAGUUUUAACGCUGGGCAAAUCACAUCGAAGUUGCAUGUCAUUGAGCUUGGUGCCCAGCCAGGGAAGCCAUCUUUUACCAAGAAACAGGCUGAUCUUUUCUUUCCACCAGACUUUGCUGAUGAUUUUCCUGUUGCGAUGCAGAUAUCCCACAAGUACAGUUUGAUUUAUGUGAUCACCAAGCUUGGGCUGCUAUUUGUCUAUGAUUUGGAGACUGCUACUGCUGUUUACAGAAACAGAAUUAGUCCUGAUCCUAUAUUUUUGACGUCCGAAUCCUCAUCUACUGGGGGCUUCUACUCUAUUAAUAGGAGGGGCCAGGUUUUACUGGCCACUGUGAAUGAAGCAACAAUUGUGCCGUUUGUUAGUGGUCAAUUGAAUAAUUUGGAGCUUGCUGUUAAUCUGGCCAAAAGAGGAAACCUUCCUGGUGCAGAGAAUCUGGUUGUCCAGCGUUUCCAAGAGCUGUUUGCUCAAACAAAGUAUAAAGAGGCUGCUGAACUUGCUGCCGAGUCUCCACAAGGAAUUCUCCGGACGCCUGACACUGUUGCUAAAUUUCAGAGUGUUCCUGUGCAAACUGGGCAAACACCCCCUUUGCUGCAAUACUUUGGAACACUUUUAACUAGAGGAAAGCUGAAUGCAUUUGAGUCAUUGGAAUUAUCACGUCUUGUCGUCAAUCAGAACAAAAAGAAUCUUUUGGAGAAUUGGCUGGCAGAGGACAAGUUGGAGUGCAGUGAGGAACUUGGUGACCUUGUGAAGACUGUGGAUAAUGACCUUGCGCUUAAAAUAUUUAUCAAAGCUAGAGCUACACCUAAAGUUGUUGCUGCUUUUGCUGAGAGGAGGGAGUUUGACAAGAUUUUGAUUUAUUCCAAGCAGGUUGGGUACACUCCUGACUACUUGUUCCUUCUGCAAACAAUUCUUCGUUCAGAUCCUCAGGGAGCAGUGAACUUUGCCUUGAUGAUGUCCCAAAUGGAAGGAGGUUGUCCUCUUGAUUACAAUACCAUCACUGAUCUUUUUCUUCAGAGAAAUUUGAUUCGUGAGGCAACAGCUUUUCUGUUAGAUGUUUUGAAGCCAAAUCUACCUGAGCAUGGUUUCUUGCAAACAAAGGUUCUUGAAAUCAAUUUGGUAACAUUUCCUAAUGUAGCUGAUGCUAUUCUAGCCAAUGGAAUGUUCAGUCACUAUGACCGUCCUCGUAUUGCUCAACUGUGUGAAAAAGCUGGUCUAUAUAUCAGAGCUCUGCAACAUUACUCAGAGCUGCCUGAUAUUAAACGUGUGAUUGUCAAUACACAUGCAAUAGAGCCACAGGCGCUCGUAGAGUUUUUUGGUACUCUUUCACGAGAAUGGGCUUUGGAGUGCAUGAAAGAUCUUUUGCUGGUCAACCUUAGGGGAAAUCUUCAAAUAAUUGUUCAGGCUGCCAAGGAAUAUUGCGAGCAGCUGGGUGUUGAUUCCUGCAUAAAAUUGUUUGAACAAUUCAAGUCUUAUGAAGGACUGUACUUUUUCCUAGGAUCAUAUUUGAGCUCCAGUGAGGAUCCUGAAAUACACUUCAAGUACAUAGAGGCAGCUGCUAAAACUGGACAAAUAAAGGAGGUUGAGCGCGUUACUAGAGAAUCAAACUUUUAUGAUGCUGAAAAGACUAAAAACUUCCUGAUGGAGGCCAAACUUCCAGAUGCAAGGCCUCUGAUUAAUGUUUGCGAUCGUUAUGGUUUUGUGGCUGACCUUACACACUACCUUUAUUCAAGCAACAUGCUUCGGUAUAUUGAAGGUUAUGUCCAAAAGGUGAACCCGAGUAAUGCACCUUUAGUUGUUGGCCAACUGCUUGAUGAUGAGUGCCCUGAAGACUUCAUCAAGGGCUUGAUUCUUUCUGUCCGUUCAUUACUUCCUGUUGAGCCCCUUGUGGAGGAGUGUGAGAAGAGAAAUCGACUUCGAUUGCUCACUCAAUUCUUGGAGCAUCUUGUGAGCGAGGGAAGCCAAGAUGUCCAUGUGCAUAAUGCUCUUGGUAAAAUUAUUAUUGAUAGCAAUAACAAUCCAGAGCACUUCUUGACAACCAACCCAUAUUAUGAUUCUCGGGUUGUGGGCAAGUAUUGUGAGAAACGUGAUCCUACACUGGCUGUUGUGGCUUACCGGAGAGGACAGUGUGAUGAUGAACUCAUCAAUGUGACAAAUAAGAACUCAUUGUUCAAAUUACAAGCCAGAUAUGUGGUCGAGAGGAUGGACGGUGAUAUGUGGGAGAAGGUUCUUAAUCCCGAGAAUGAAUAUAGAAGACAGCUCAUUGAUCAAGUUGUGUCUACUGCUUUGCCUGAAAGCAAGAGUCCAGAGCAAGUUUCAGCAGCUGUUAAGGCUUUCAUGACUGCCGAUCUGCCCCAUGAGCUAAUUGAGCUUCUUGAGAAGAUUGUGCUUCAAAACUCUGCUUUUAGUGGAAAUUUCAAUCUGCAGAAUCUUCUUAUUUUGACUGCUAUUAAGGCGGAUCCAUCUAGAGUUAUGGAUUAUAUCAACAGAUUGGAUAAUUUUGAUGGACCUUCUGUUGGGGAAGUGGCUGUAGAGGCCCAGCUAUUUGAGGAAGCAUUUGCAAUCUUCAAGAAGUUCAACUUAAAUGUGCAAGCCGUAAAUGUUUUAUUGGAUAAUAUAAGAAGCAUUGACCGUGCAGUGGAGUUUGCAUUCCGUGUUGAAGAAGAUGCAGUUUGGAGUCAAGUGGCAAAGGCUCAGCUCAGAGAGGGGCUUGUGAGUGAUGCUAUUGAGUCAUUUAUUCGUGCCGAUGAUGCCACUCAGUUCUUGGAGGUAAUUCGUGCUUCUGAGGAUGCAAAUGUGUAUCAUGACUUGGUAAGGUACCUACUGAUGGUUAGGCAGAAGGCAAAAGAGCCCAAGGUCGACAGUGAGCUUAUUUUUGCAUACGCAAAGAUUGACCGUCUGAGUGAAAUCGAGGAAUUUAUUCUCAUGCCAAAUGUGGCAAAUCUCCAAAAUGUUGGUGAUCGUUUAUUUGACGAAGCUCUAUACGAGGCUGCAAAGAUUAUAUUUGCAUUUAUAUCAAACUGGGCCAAGUUGGCUGUCACUCUUGUAAGGCUGAAACAGUUCCAAGGUGCUGUUGAUGCGGCACGUAAAGCAAACAGUGCAAAAACAUGGAAGGAAGUUUGUUUUGCUUGUGUUGAUGAAGAGGAGUUCCGUUUGGCGCAGAUAUGUGGUCUCAACAUCAUUGUUCAGGUGGAUGACUUGGAAGAGGUCAGUGAAUUUUACCAGAACAGAGGACAUUUCAAUGAAUUGAUUUCGCUCAUGGAGAGUGGCUUGGGGUUAGAACGCGCUCAUAUGGGAAUAUUCACAGAGUUGGGAGUUCUGUAUGCUAGAUAUCGUCCUGAAAAGCUUAUGGAGCACAUUAAAUUGUUCUCAACCCGUCUUAAUAUUCCUAAGCUCAUACGUGCUUGUGAUGAACAACAACAUUGGAAGGAGCUUACCUAUUUGUACAUCCAGUACGAUGAAUUCGAUAAUGCUGCAACUACGAUAAUGAACCAUUCUCCUGAGGCGUGGGAUCACAUGCAAUUCAAAGAUGUUGCAGUAAAGGUUGCUAAUGUGGAAUUAUACUACAAGGCUGUCCAUUUCUACUUGCAAGAGCACCCGGAUCUUAUCAACGAUCUUCUCAACGUGUUGGCACUUCGUGUGGACCAUACCCGAGUUGUAGACAUCAUGCGCAAGGCUGGUCACCUCCUUCUUGUGAAGCCAUAUAUGGUUGCUGUCCAGAGCAAUAACGUGUCAGCUGUGAAUGAGGCUCUGAAUCAAAUUUAUGUAGAGGAGGAAGACUAUGAUAGAUUGCGUGAAUCUACUGAUUUGCAUGACAACUUUGAUCAAAUUGGCCUUGCUCAGAAGAUUGAGAAACAUGAGCUUCUUGAAAUGAGACGUGUUGCUGCAUACAUUUACAAGAAGGCAGGAAGAUGGAAGCAGUCAAUUGCAUUGUCAAAGAAAGACAACCUUUAUAAAGAUGCAAUGGAGACAGCAUCACAAUCUGGUGAUCGCGAACUGGCAGAGGAGUUGCUCAUCUAUUUCAUAGAACAGGGGAAGAAGGAAUGCUUUGCUUCUUGUCUCUUUGUAUGUUACGAUUUGAUUCGAGCAGAUUUCGCCCUUGAACACGCCUGGAUGAACAAUAUGAUUGACUUUGCCUUCCCAUAUCUGCUACAGUUCAUCCGUGAAUACACCGGCAAAGUCGAUGAACUUGUGAAAGACAAAAUUGAGGCUCAGAAAGAGGUCAAGGCUAAAGAGCUGGAAGAGAAGGAAGUAAUUGCUCAACAGAACAUGUAUGCUCAGUUGCUUCCUCUAGCUUUGCCUGCACCACCUAUGCCAGGCAUGGGUGGACAAAUGGGAGGAGGUUAUGGACCGCCACCACCUAUGGGUGGAAUGGGAAUGCCUCCAAUGCCACCUUUUGGGAUGCCGCCAAUGGGCAGUUAUUGAUAUGCAGAUUGAACUAUUUUUGUAGAGUUUAGCGGUGAAUCUGAGUUGUGCCCAUACAUGAAAAGCAAGCUAGUUCCGUACGGUGGUGUUUACUGACCGGCUUUGGCGCCUUUAUUCCGUUUUUUUGGGUGUUUGUUCUUGUGGAAUGAAGGUAUAGUUGGAAUAAUACCAGUUAUUACUUUUUUUUUGUUUUAUGAUUAUUAGUGUGUGGAUAUGUGUUGUAAUAUUCUUUCGGUAGGAAGCAAUUUUUUAUUGGCUGCUGUUAGAGAGCAAGCUGAGGAUUUCUCUGUAUUUGUAUUUUUCUUCUUGCUGUUCUAGGAACUUUGCCAAGUAUAGUACGAAAUGUUUCAUACCCUACUUGAUCUAUUAUGCUUUUUGAACUUCAA